CCUUCCUGAGAAGCAGUCACCCGGCUGUUGCAUUUUCGGUUAUCCAUUGGUCUUGUCUGGACCGUGAAGUCGCGGGAGAGUUUGGACAAAAAUGGUGGAUAAAUAAAGAGUUCACUAAGGCCGUUUAAAAAAAAUAUCAAUUUACGGUCUGCUUAACAGGGUGGCGCUCCCGUAGACACCAAUGCGAUAGCAGCUGGGCCUGGUCUGCUUUGUUCAUUGAUUAAACCAGAAAAAACAGCGACUGGAUUGGAAUCCUUCCUGCCCCCACAAAAAACGUGAUUAGCUAGCAUAUUGACGCCGAUAAAUACAGAAACAAAUGGCUUUGAAUGCUAACUGUCAAAAGGUGACCGUUAGGAUCGCGUGACAAGAAUGGAGGAUAAUUUGGAGCGCGUGCUCCAUUGCGAUGACAAGGAGGAGUUGAGGCGGAAACUGGCCCUGCUACAGAGGGAGUACUCCAGGACAGUUCAGAGAUUACAGCGAGCUGAGCGGUCAGAUGCCGUGCGGAAGCAUGUGAGGAGUCGGAUCUCUGAGCAGAACCUCCAGGACCAGACAGACCCAGUCCCAGCCAGCACCUUUCCCAACCCAGCUCUACCCUCCCUCUCCCCUGGUAGCCCUGCUAGGACAGCCCCAGGUUCGGCCUCACCACCAGGCCCCGCUGGAGACUCGACUAUGGCGGCAUCGUGUCCAGUGGAAUCUGAGAACCCCAGGCGGAGGAGUCCGUCCAUCCGCUUCCUCCUCCCCGUCGAUGACUCUUGCCCUCGGACACCUGACCUUAACCCUCACAGACGAAGCCACUCCCUCCGGCUAAGGUCACGGAGAAGCCGGUUGCGCUGGGAGCGGACGGGGAGGGUCCAGGGCGGCGAGGGGGCAGGGGGGAUGUACGACACGGAGACCAGCGAGGAUGGGCUGGAGCUGGACGCACGGACAGAUAAAGAAGAGGACGGAGAGAAGAGAAAUAUGGAGGAAGAGAAGGAGGGUGAGAGGGAGGAGAAUGAGAGGGACACUCCAGAUAAAGAGGCACUGAAACAGAGAGAUGGAGAGGAGAGAAAAGAACAGAGGACAUAUGGACAGAAGGAGAUGGAGAAGGAAGGGGUGAACCUGAGGAGAGAUGGAGAGCAUGAGAGAGAAGAGGGUGGUGAUUCAGGAGCUGUGGGAGUCUCUGUGUUAGGGGCUGUUGGGUUGUGUAACACUGGGGGGGUCCUGGACUCGUGCACUCUGGUGGAAGGUCUGCCGUUCCCUGUAGAAUACUACAUCAGAACCACGAGACGCAUGGCCUCUUCACAGAGCCACAGAGACCUGCAGGCCGUCAUUCUGAACCAACUCAACAGGGGGCGCCACAGAAGGAGCAGGGGCCAGAUGUCUGACACACACUCACUCUCAACUUCACACUCCGACUCACUAGCACAACCCUCCAAUCACCGCCAGUGCUCAAGUCAACUGACCUCAAACUCACCGACCAAUCGCACACCGGUCGAGGAGCCAUCAGCCAAUCAGAUGCUUACCGCUGAGUCAGGGGCCAAUCAGAGUGAGCGUUUACCUUCCAGAGCCUGCAGUGUUCGGCCUAUCAGAGGCCGGAGGAGGAGAGGAAGGAAGCCGAGACUGGGCCGCUCUCUAAGUUUGGACUCGGAUCCUCCAGCACCAGGCCCAGACAACACCCAGACCCCGGCCGCUAUUAGCCCAGCCUCACAGCCUCUCCCUGGGGGUGGAUGUCUGGAGCGCUGGCCUCUUUCUGGAGGUGUGGAGGAACAGCUUUAUCCCAUCUUCAGAAGGAGCUGUGUCUCUCCCCUCAUUCACACAUCAAAGCAGAGCAAAGAGAGUGUGUGGUCUCUCCUCCUGCCCUCCUCCCUCUCCCCUGGAGGACCAGCAGUGCACCCUGGGAGUCUGGGCCGCGUCAUCUCAACCUUUGACCUCCGGGAUUUCCAUCUCCCCGACGACCAGUUCGGACAGCUAAAGCUCCAGAAGCUUCGCGCCUCGUCUGCCGUUGCCGUCCCAGAACUGGAAUCCUUCUCACCUUACAACAUGCGUCGUCGCCGCAGCAGAGGCUCGGUCCACGGUCUCCACGGCGACACAGGCGGUCAGACAUCUCAAGCGCCUACGCCUGAGCCCCUCCCUCUCAGCCUCACCCCUCCUAUCACAGACUGCGUCACUCCGGUAGAACAGUCUAUAGACAUAUCUAUAGGCCAGCAUCUUAUAGACCACCCUAUAGGCCAGCAGUCUACAGACUCACUAGACCAUUCUACAGACCUCCAUUCAGUUUGCCAGUUUACAGACCACCUUGUAGACCAGCCUACUGGCCAUCAAUCUACAGACCACCAUGUAGACCAGCCUACUGGCCAUCAGUCUAUAGACCACCUUGUAGACCAGCCUACUGGCCAUCAGUCUACAGACCACCUUGUAGACCAGCCUACUGGCCAUCAGUCUACAGACCAUCUUGUAGACCAGCCUACUGGCCAUCAGUUUACAGACCACCUUGUAGACCAGCCUACUGGCCAUCAGUCUACAGACAACCCUGUAGACCAGCCUACUGGCCAUCAGUCUACAGACCACCCCGUAGACCAGCCUAUAGGCCAUCAGUCUACAGACAACCCUGUAGACCAGCAUACUGGCCAUCAGUCUACAGACCACCCCGUAGACCAGCCUAUAGGCCAUCAGUCUACAGACCAUCCUGUUGACCAGCUUAUAGGCCAUCAGCUUACCGUUUUAGUAUGCCAGUCUAUAGACUUUCCUUCAGUAGACCAGCAGACAGGCCGACUCACUACUGAGUGCCCUUCCCUUCAAACUGAAACAGUGACCGAGUGCCCUCCCGAGUGUCCGUCCUUCCACACAAAGACUAAGUGCCUUUCUCCGUGCCCUACGGAGUUCUCUGUCGAGUGCCUAACCAAAUGUCCUUCCGUGUGCAUUACUGAGUGCCCUUCCCUCCGGACGGAGACAGAUGCAGGGUGUGCUGUCCCCCCCAGCCCCUCCCUGCUCCUCCUUAGCCCCUCCCUAACCAGCCACACCCGUCACGGACACACCCACUCCCUUCCCCUCUCCUCCAGUCCCCCCUUACCUUCCUUAGGGAUGAGCCCUAACCCCUUGACCACUAACCCCAACAUACCCCUCUCCCUCCCUGACAGCCCCCCAUUACGUUCUUUAGAGGCGGUGACUCACAUCCUCUCCUGCCCUCCCUGCCCCUCUUCUCUGCCCCUCUCCUGCCCUCCCUGCCCCUCCUCUCUGCCCCUCUCCUGCCCUCCCUUCCCCCCCACUCUGCCCCUCCCCCUCUCCUGCUCUCCCUGCCCCCCCACCCUGACCCUCCCCUUCCCCUCUAGUCCCUCCACCCAAGCCCUCUCUCCUCCCUCCCUCUCUCCCUGCCCCUCUCCAGCCAUCCCGCUCUCCUCCUCCCCUCCCUCCCUCGCUCUCUGCCACCCCAGCCUGGUUGAUUCCCUGCCCCAACUUUUGCUCCCUCCCACUCCUCUACUACUGCCUCAGUCUCUCCCUCCAACCCCAAAUACACCCUCUCCAUCGCCCCCUACCCAGCUUCUUCGCCAGCCAGCUCCCUCUCUCCACUCAACCAGACAGGCCACCGAGGAGAGAGGAGAGGGAGAGGAGGAGAGAGCAUGGAGGAAGAAAGAGGAGAAGAGGAGGGAAGGGAUGACAGAGGAGGGUGUCUUAAAGCUCUCUCACACACUGAAGGCCCCUGCAGGAGGCAGCCUGGUGGAUGUGUGCUGUGUGUCGUGGCUGUCAGUAGGUGUAUGUGUAGCGGUUGCAGGAGAGUGGGAGGUGUGUGUUUGGGGUCAGACCAACCCCCCACACUGGAGACGACUGCACACCUGGACCUUCAUAGAAUCAGUGAUGUCAGUGUUUCCUGUGCCGGACGCUCCUGGGCUUCUGUGUGUGACUCUGGGCCAUCUGGAAAUCAGAGAGGCCAGGGUACUGUGCUGCUCCAGUCUGUCCCAGGCGGUGCUGUGUGAGGGGGAGGUCCAGAUGGUGUUGGGCAUGUCCAACCGAAGGCUUGUUAGCUCCUCCUACUCUGUAGCCACAACCCCGCUGCAGGUCUACACACUCACACAGGAUGGCAGGCUGCAGGCCUGCCUGUCUUUGGUCUGUCCUACUGAGCGCGUGCGGACCGUGGCGGCGGUGGAGGGACAGACUGACGCUCUGAUUGGCUCAACCCACGGCGGACAUGUUGUUCUGUGGAACGUGGCGACGGGGCAGCUGCUGCGGAGCAUCACUCUGGGAGAUGGUUUCACGGAUACGACCUGCCUCCGAGGAUACUCCCUCUGCGGGGUGCUGUUUGUCCUGUUGCAACACCCGUCCCUGUGUGCUGUGGAGGAGGAAGAGGGAGGGGCUCUGUUCUCGCUGGUCGCCACCAACCCUCUGACUGGCACCGUCGCCCUGGCAACCAGACUAGGCCUCCCCAAAGCCUGCACUGGGAGGCUGGUGGAGGUUGAUGUCCAUGGCUCCAGUGUGGUUGGGGUUUUCCGGUCCGGCUCCGUGUGUGUGUGGCAGCUUGGGGGGCGUCAGGGCCAGCAGGGGGUCUGGUUCCCAGAGCUGGGGUGUCAGCUCGCCCGUUGGGGGGCGCAGGGAACUGUCCUGACGGCACACCUCAAUGGAGACGUCUGCUUACACAGCUACAGACCACUCUGAUCUACUACAGACCACUCUGAUCUACUACAGACCACUCUGAUCUACUACAGACCACUCUGAUCUACUACAGACCACUCUGAUCUACUACAGACCACUCUGAUCUACUACAGACCACUCUGAUCUACUACAGACCACUCUGAUCUACUACAGACCACUCUGAUCUACUACAGACCACUCUGAUCUACUAUAGACCACUCUGAACAACUACAGACCACUAUAGAACACUCUGAACAACUACAGACCACUCUGAACUACUAGAGACAACUAUAGACCACUCUGAACUACUAGAGACCACUAUAGACCACUCUGAACCACUAUAGACCACUCUGAACCACUAUAGACCACUCUGAACAACUACAGACCACUAUAGACCACUCUGAACUACUAUAGACCACUCUGAACAACUACAGACCACUCUGAACUACUAGAGACCACUAUAGACCACUCUGAACAACUACAGACCACAAUAGACCACUCAUCCACUAUAGACCACUCUGAACAACUACAGACCACUAUAGACCACUCUGAACAACUACAGACCACUAUAGACCACUCUGAACAACUAUAGACCACUCUGAACUACUAGAGACCACUAUAGACCACUCUGAACAACUACAGACCACUAUAGACCACUCUGAACAACUACAGACCACUAUAGACCACUCUGAACAACUACAGACCACUAUAGACCACUCUGAACUACUGUUAUACAUGCCAGAGAGUCAUGUUUGUUCUACCAAACACAUUUCUAUCUGAAGGUUGUCCAACGUGUCCUGCUGAAUGCAGCCCAGAAGGGAAUACUACAUAGCAGGAUCAAUGAGUUUGCGCUCUAACUUUGAUAAGCAACCAGAAAUAACUAUUGAUUUUCUGGUUCAUUAAGAAAGCUAAACUUAGAUAUGUGUUUUUGUUUGUUUUAUUAUACCAUGCACUUUAUAUAUUUCUAUAAAACAAGUUAUUUCAGAAUGUUUAGGCAAGUUAGCUGGAUAACACAUUGAUCUUGCUUUGUAGUAAACACCUGCAACCGUGACCUCUCUGGUGCUGAAUCACAUUUUGAUUCUGAUUCUUCUGAAUCACAUUCUACCACAUCCAAAUGACGUGGUUCAACUGUCUGGUUCCUUAGUCUGUUCCAUAUGUACCU
This is a messenger RNA of Salvelinus fontinalis (brook trout), 5764 nucleotides long. Its product is annotated as mucin-2-like. The transcript has 14 exons. NCBI's taxonomy places the organism in Eukaryota, Metazoa, Chordata, Actinopteri, Salmoniformes, Salmonidae. The record is from RefSeq and is a predicted model, not a curated record. The coding region runs from base 370 to 4626 and encodes 1418 amino acids. Gene Ontology annotation, molecular function: DNA binding; protein binding. Gene Ontology annotation, cellular component: nucleoplasm. Gene Ontology annotation, biological process: double-strand break repair via homologous recombination.